AUGGCAAAGUUAGAGCCAUACGUGGGCGAUUACUACCUUUGGAAAUAUGUGCCAUCGAUUCCAGCAGCUGUCAUCUUUCUCCUGCUCUUCGUAUGCACGACUGCUUUCCAUUUCUGGAAAAUAUGGAAGACGCGAGCGCGGUUCUGCAUCCCCUUUGCCAUUGGAGGAUUGUUUGAAAUUAUCGGCUAUAUAGGUCGAAUCGACUCGCACGGGAAGACCGGAAAGCUUGGACCCUAUAUCAUUCAGAGUGUCUUUAUUCUUCUUGGACCGGUCCUCUUCGCGGCUUCGGUAUACAUGGUCCUCGGACGCCUCAUCCGCAGCAUUCAAGCAGAAAAGCACUCAGUUAUUCGCGUCAACUGGCUCACAAAGAUAUUUGUCGCGAGUGACGUCCUCUCCUUCCUCGUCCAGGGCUCCGGGGCGGGUCUCAUGGCAAAUGGGUCGAGUGCAGACAUGGGAAACAACAUCGUCAUCGCGGGACUCGUGAUUCAGGUGCUCAUGUUUGGACUGUUCAUGAUCACGUCGUUUGUAUUUGAGCGGCGUAUGAACCAUGCUCCGAGUGGCCAUGUAUUUGAUGCAGAAGUGCCGUGGAAGACUCACUUGCACGUUCUAGAUGCCGUCAGUGCUUUGAUAUUGAUUCGAUCGGUGUUCAGGGUAAUCGAGUACGCCGGGGGUCAGGACGGGUAUCUGCUCGGUCACGAGUGGACCAUGUACAUCUUCGACUCGGUGCCGAUGGUCGCUGCUAUGGCGUUGUGGGGAGUGUGGCAUCCAGGCGUCAUCCAGCAUUCCACCCGGCGCACACACACGCAGGCGCUGGACAUGAGUAUGGGGUAA
This is a messenger RNA of Aspergillus thermomutatus, 831 nucleotides long. RefSeq names its product RTA1 domain-containing protein. The record is from RefSeq and is a predicted model, not a curated record. Bases 1 to 831 code for a protein of 276 amino acids. Gene Ontology annotation, cellular component: membrane. NCBI's taxonomy places the organism in Eukaryota, Fungi, Ascomycota, Eurotiomycetes, Eurotiales, Aspergillaceae. The transcript has 2 exons.